Selaginella moellendorffii is the source of this 1999-nucleotide messenger RNA. RefSeq names its product probable LRR receptor-like serine/threonine-protein kinase At1g56130. Gene Ontology annotation, biological process: protein phosphorylation. Gene Ontology annotation, molecular function: ATP binding; protein kinase activity. The record is from RefSeq and is a predicted model, not a curated record. Bases 89 to 1840 code for a protein of 583 amino acids. Lineage: Eukaryota; Viridiplantae; Streptophyta; Lycopodiopsida; Selaginellales; Selaginellaceae. The transcript has 7 exons.
GACACUGUAUUGUGAGUGAAAUCUGCCACAGUAACACUCACCCUUUUGCACGCCAUAGCAAGUCUCAAGACGGACAGUGAAAAAAAAAAUGCAACCAAAAAGGAAAUGUAGAGUUUUAACAACAGACUCUAGGAUGCUGUGGCUGAUCCUGGCGUGUGUCGCUGGCUGCUCGGUAGCUCGAGCGCCACCAGACGAUCCAAACCCAGGCACACAGCCAAAUGUGGUCUACUACAACCAAAUCAACACCAGCGCCAACAGCACUUACCAGCGAAAUGUGGUGGCUGUCAUGGAGUUCCUCUACAAGAACAAUCCCCCAGACGGCUAUGCAACGAGCCUUGGCUAUGGCGGCUUCCCAAACGCUGUCUACGCGCACAGUGGCUGCUACAACAUGUCCGACCAGCCGAGCUGUGGACAGUGCAUCCAGAACGCCUACACGAACAUCCAAAGUGUUAAUCUGUAUGCCGUUGGUGGUGCGAUUUGGAUCAACCAAACCUUUCAAAGGUGCCGCAUGAGAUACGAUCCUUCCAGCUUUGAGAUCGUUCCUGGUACUUUGGGCAUUGUGGGUCCAAACAUUUCAUCUCCAGCUCCAGCACCAGGUCCAGGUCUAGCUUUAGGUCCAGAUCCAGAUCCAGAUCCAGCUCCAGCUCCAGCUCCAGCUCCUCCAGAUCCAGCUCCAGCUACUGGCAAGCAAAAUGCUGGGACGAGAAAUGGCGUGAUAGCUGGUGCUGUGGUGGGAGGAGCUGUGUUUUGUUUUGUUUGUGCUGUUCUUGGGUUCUUCUUGUUAACAAGGCGAAGAAGAGAAUCGGAGAAAUCGGAGAAAUGCGAAGACUUUGGGAUCAUCAAGGGUCUCCAUGUGGUCUUUUCUUACAAGGAUUUGUGUGCGGCGACCAGGGGGUUCUCUGUGGAAAGCAAGCUCGGUCAAGGUGGAUUUGGAACCGUUUACAAGGCCACCUUAAACAAUGGCUCGCAAGUAGCAGUGAAGAAGCUCUCGUUGCAGUCCAACCAAGGCAACAGAGAGUUCGUGAACGAGAUCACCAUUAUCACAGGAAUCCAACACCGAAAUCUUGUAAGGCUCAAAGGCUAUUGUGUCGAGGCAGAUGAAAGGCUGCUCGUCUACGAGUUCCUCAACAAAGGCAGCCUUGACCGAGCGCUCUUCAGUUCUGGAUCAAAUGUGGUCCUUGACUGGCACUCACGCUUUCAAAUCGCCAUUGGGAUAGCUCGGGGUCUUGCUUACUUGCACGAGGAGUCUCAUGUUCAGAUUAUCCACAGAGACAUCAAAGCCAGCAACAUCCUCUUGGACGACAAGCUGCAGCCAAAGAUCUCCGACUUUGGGAUAUCAAAGCUCUUCGACUUGGACAAAGGCUUCGGCUUCACGAGCACAAAGGUGGCCGGCACACUUGGAUACAUGGCACCCGAGUACGCAACUCGCGGGCGAUUGACGACCAAAGCUGAUGUCUUCAGCUAUGGAAUCCUCGUCCUGGAGAUCGCCAGCGGCAGAAAGUGCGUGGAUCCGGCAUUGCCAGCCGAAGAAGAGCUCUUACUUCAACUGCUGCAGUCUUGGAAACUCGUCAUGGCAAACAGGAUGAGUGAAUGCAUUGACAAGAGGCUGGGCGGUGACUACGCGGUGGAGGAGGUUUCUAGACUGCUCCGUGUUGCCAUGCUGUGUACGCAAGAACAUGAGGAAGCUCGACCAACAAUGAGUGACGUUGUGGCCAUGUUGCUGGGAUAUCUCGAGAUUGGCGCUCUUCCCACUCAAGCUCCCUUUCACUUUGGCCAGGUAAUGAGCUCCUCAACGAGUACAAGUAGCGAUUACUUGAAUUCCAUGGACAUGCCGCGUUGAGCAAAAGUGUCGGAAGUUUCCGGACUCUGCCGACUUUAAGAUCUUGUCCAAGUCGUCUCAAGCUGAGGAAAUAAAGAAGAAAGGUACGCUGAAGCUGGAUCGAACACAUUUUACUAGAGUUUCUCUUAAACCAUCGUGUUAGCUUGCAAUCUUGCAACC